Messenger RNA from Erpetoichthys calabaricus (reedfish), 1419 nucleotides. RefSeq names its product tripartite motif-containing protein 3-like. Gene Ontology annotation, molecular function: ubiquitin protein ligase activity; translation repressor activity; protein binding. The coding region runs from base 334 to 1398 and encodes 354 amino acids. NCBI's taxonomy places the organism in Eukaryota, Metazoa, Chordata, Cladistia, Polypteriformes, Polypteridae. Gene Ontology annotation, biological process: protein polyubiquitination; proteasome-mediated ubiquitin-dependent protein catabolic process; negative regulation of translation. The record is from RefSeq and is a predicted model, not a curated record. The transcript is spliced from 2 exons.
GAGAUGCCAGGACGUCCUCGACAGAGGGGCACCCUCACAGCCUGUGGGCCUCACCCAGACCCGUCUUCACAAAUGCCCGCUUCCUGGGGACAGAAAGGCCAGCGUGCACACUUGAGGCCGGCCAGCUUGUGUUUACUAAGUGAGGGUAGCCGCCCACCCGCCUCUGUUUGCCCAGUCAGUCAGUGUCAUGCCCAAGCUUGCAGAGCGGCACAGGUCAAAGGUCACAACUGAAUGUCUCAUGGCUCCGAGGAAACAGAAAUCCGCCUGGAAACUCAGCGGCCAAUGCCAGCCUGGCUGCACACAGCGACCAACGGCUAGCCAGGGCUGCCCACGAUGGACUACACCCUGGAGGUGACCCAGCAGAAGGAGCUCCUGCUGCGGACCGUCCGAAAGCUGCAAUCGAAGUCCGAGGGGACCCUCCAACGCGUUGCCCCCUUGCUGAGCUUCCAGCGUGGCAUGGGCAUGGUGACCAAGAGCGGUGUCCACCAGCUACGUGAGAGCACCUCCAAGCUGUGUCAUGAACUGGACGACCUGGAGAACCAGCUGCGCUUCUGUCGGAACCACGCGGUGGCCCGACUGGACAGGGGCAUCUCGGCCCCUCUGGGGCUCCACGUGUCCGCCGACGGGACGCUCUACCUCGCCAGCAGCGAGGUUCCCAAGGUGGCCGUCCUGACCCGGGCGGGGCGCCCUCUGCAGGCACUACCUUGCGUGACAGACGGGGGGCACCAGCACUUCCUACCGGAGGACGUCACCCUGACGAGAGCCGGGAUGGUGGCGGUGACCGAUCUGGCCGGGGGUGAUGUGAAGAUCUUUAAUCCGCACUCCAGGUUCGGCCGAGGGGAGUGGCUGAGCCUGGGCGAGUUCCGGUCACCGAGGGGCGUGGCCGUGGACGCCGUGGGCAGGCUACUGGUGGCAGACUAUGAGCCGGGCAAGGUCCACGUCUUUGAUGUCGACCACUGCUUCAGGCUGCUGAAUGUCCAGAGCAUAAAGGGCCUGCGCGGGCCCCGCUACGUGUGCCCGGGGCCCGGCGGGGGGACGGUGGUCAGCGAGGAGUGCGGAGACGUGAAGCUCUAUGGCGCCGGGCACAAGCUGCUCUGCUCGUUCAGUGCCACAUACGGCCAUCGGUUCGGGAGCCCAGCCGGGGUGUGCACCGACGUCGAGGGGAACGUCCUGGUGGCGGACGAGCAGAAACGGUGCGUCGUCCUGUUCCCUCCAAACGGCUCGCCGGUGCCCCUGGUCACUGAGGGGCUUUGUACGCCAGCUGGGCUGGCAUGCUGCAAUCGUGGCCAGCUGUACGUGGGGGACACGGGGGACAACAGCGUCAAGGUCUUCCGGUACCGAAGUGCAGCUCAUCACGGCAAGGGGACGGGCAGACUUGGCGCAGAUAACGAUGGCUAAGUUGGGGACUUCAACGAUUCU